Molecule: messenger RNA, 8356 nt
Organism: Rhineura floridana
Lineage: Eukaryota; Metazoa; Chordata; Lepidosauria; Squamata; Rhineuridae
Gene: PPFIA1
Product: PTPRF interacting protein alpha 1
Exons: 22
Coding region: 1281-4238 (985 amino acids)
Biological process (GO): synapse organization
Cellular component (GO): presynaptic active zone
Molecular function (GO): protein binding
Source: RefSeq, a predicted model, not a curated record
GCCACGCACUGUUAUAUGUAGGAGCCGCAGAGGCUGCCGGGAACAACGGGAGGCGGCGACGAAAGUCCGAACUGCGGCGGCUGAGGGCCCGGCUGGAGGCAGGGACGGCCAGCCUCGCUCACCUUCACCGGCCCCAUCUCCUCCGCACUGCUACGGGACUCUGCCGGGCACAGGUCGCCGCUCCGCCUAUCGUCGCCGCGGGUGAGAGAAGCCCGGAGUAAGGAGCCUGAGGGAGCGCCGCCGUUCUGGCCACCUCGGAUGCGGAGGUGGCGGCAGGAGGAGGCGAAGGCGGAGCGACCUGGGGUAGGAAGGCCGAGCUUGAGGGUGAGGAGCGGCGAGUAAAGCCCCUCGCUCGCGCUUGCCUAUCUCCUGAGGCCUUUGGGAGUGGAAACUCCACCAUCUACCUUGGUCGCUCGGCUCUCUGGCGAGGAGGAACUGCGAGGAAAAGGAGCUCAACUCCAGACUCCCCGCCCCCCCCAACUUUCCAGCGCCGUCUGGUCUUCUAGGUCUCUUCGUUUGACUUCUGCUCUUGGGGGGGUGGGGAGCAGGGAUUAGGGCUUGUUUUUUCCCCUUUCAGGGAAAGAGGGUUGGCACCGAGUUCUCUGGAACGGUUUCUGUAUCCCUCCUCGUCCUUUGAAGCUUCUGUUCUAUACAUUACCCCCCCUUCUCAAAAAAAACCCACAACCCAUUUAAGAGGAAUUAUAAAUGUGGAACAGAAGACCCGGGAAACUGAAGGAAGGAAAAGAACUUGCGCUGUCUAGCAAGAGGCGAAAAAGAGGAGUGCCUCCCAGCUCCUGCGAAAAUAGAGUAGUACUCUUAACUUUUUUGUAUCUUCCUUUUUUUAAAGUAACGCGGUCGUGACCUAAAGUGAGCUUUCUAUACCGAUUACUGUUGAUUGAUUGUGGGCCCUGAAGCACUGAAAACAGUUGGCCUUUUUUGUUUUUUUGCACACACGCUUCUCUCAACUGGCUUUUGAGAGACCUGUGGACCAGGGCUAGAUAGGAAAGGAGCUGAGGACUGGGUUGUUCGGAUCUGUUUCUCUACUCUAGAGAGCCAAACUAGUUGCUGCUCCUAUUGCACCAUCUCCUUUUCUGAGCAAGAUCAUUUAUCCUUUUGUUUGAGUUUCAAGGAUUAUUUAAUGAAUGGAUUUUGUAGACAAGCUGGAUGGCUACUGUUCCAUUUGAAAUGUUUUUGGAAAUCAUAAUGCAGAGUUGCUGAAAAGAGCUGAUAUUGCUGGAAAUUUUUGGCCUCUGGCGAAGCUGUUUUGUUACUCACACAAGAUGAUGUGCGAGGUGAUGCCAACCAUCAGUGAGGCAGAGAUUCCCUCAGGGGGAAGUGGAAGCCAUGGUUCAAGUGUUCCUCUACAGUCGGAUGCUGAUUCCCAUUUCGAACAAUUGAUGGUAUCCAUGUUGGAGGAACGAGAUCGCCUCCUGGACACACUGCGGGAGACUCAAGAGACUCUAGCAUUAACCCAGGGUAAACUGCAUGAAGUUGGUCAUGAAAGGGAUUCUCUACAGCGACAGCUUAAUACUGCACUGCCCCAGGAGUUUGCGGCACUUACUAAAGAACUAAAUGUAUGCAGAGAACAGCUCCUUGAAAGGGAAGAAGAAAUUGCAGAACUGAAAGCAGAAAGAAACAAUACAAGGCUGCUGUUAGAACAUUUGGAAUGUCUUGUUUCCCGUCAUGAGCGGUCUCUUAGAAUGACUGUAGUAAAGAGACAGGCUCAGUCUCCAGCAGGCGUUUCGAGUGAAGUAGAAGUUCUCAAAGCACUAAAGUCCCUGUUUGAACACCAUAAAGCCCUUGAUGAAAAGGUCAGGGAAAGAUUACGAGUAGCACUUGAAAGAUGUAGCUUGUUGGAGGAAGAAUUGGGUACUACACACAAGGAGUUAAUGAUUUUGAAAGAACAGAACAAUCAGAAAAGAGCGCAAGCUGAUGGGAUGCCUGAUGUUAAUCAUGAUCAGGAGAAUAUGCCUAGCACUAAUGGGAAGAGAUCUUCCAAUGGCUCUCUAAGUCAUGAUGAAGACCUUGCUAAAGUAAUAGAACUUCAAGACGUCAUAGAGAUGCAAACUAAAGAGCAGGCCCAAAUGAAAGAACGUAUCACUGCACUUUCUAACAGAGUAGCAGAACUGGAAGAAGAUCUUGAUACUGCUAGAAAAGAUCUAAUAAAAUCUGAAGAAAUGAAUACAAAGUUGCAAAGAGAUGUAAAAGAGGCCAUGGCUCAAAAGGAAGAUAUGGAAGAACGAAUCACAACCCUUGAAAAACGCUACCUCGCUGCACAACGUGAAGCUACAUCUGUGCAUGACCUCAAUGAUAAACUUGAAAAUGAAAUUGCUAAUAAAGAUUCUCUGCACCGACAGAGUGAAGAUAAGAAUAAACAGUUACAAGAACGACUGGAACUAGCUGAGCAAAAAUUGCAGCAGACUCUGAGAAAAGCUGAGACUCUGCCGGAAGUGGAGGCUGAACUGGCUCAGCGAGUUGCAGCACUUACAAAGGCUGAAGAAAGACAUGGUAACAUUGAAGAACGAUUGAGGCAGAUGGAAGCCCAGCUGGAGGAGAAAAAUCAGGAAUUGCUAAGGGCUAGACAAAGAGAAAAAAUGAAUGAAGAGCAUAAUAAACGUUUGUCUGAUACUGUUGAUAAACUUCUAUCUGAAUCUAAUGAGAGACUUCAGCUUCAUCUUAAAGAAAGAAUGGCUGCCCUGGAAGAUAAAAAUGCUCUUCUUCGUGAAGUUGAAAAUGCUAAAAAACACGUCGAGGAGCUUCAAAACGAAAAGGAUCAAUUAGUACUAAACAUUGAAGCAAUGAGGACUGAAAAUGACCAGAUGAGGAUCAGAGGCCCUUUACUUCAUCAUAGUCGGCCACAUUUGGGUAGUGUACCAGAUUUUAGAUACCCAAUGGCACCGUCAGCUAUAGCUGACAAUCAAGCGGAUUCCUAUAGCACUUCAGUGUUAAGGCGUCCACAAAAAGGACGUUUAGCAGCUCUGCGAGAUGAACCUUCAAAGGUUCAGACCCUUAAUGAACAAGACUGGGAGCGUGCACAACAAGCGAGUGUAUUAGCCAAUGUUGCACAAGCCUUUGAGAGUGAUGUUGAUAUUUCGGACGGUGAGGAUGACAGAGAAACUAUAUUCAGCUCAGUUGACAUUUUGUCACCUAGUGGUCAGGCAGAUGCCCAGACUUUAGCCAUGAUGCUUCAGGAACAGUUGGAUGCCAUCAACAAAGAAAUUAGACUGAUACAAGAAGAGAAGGAAAACACUGAACAGCGAGCAGAGGAAAUUGAAAGCCGCGUUGGCAGUGGGAGUUUAGACAACCUUGGUCGAUUUCGGUCAAUGAGCUCUCUUCCUCCUCCCUUUCCUGGUGGCUCCCUUUGUGGCUCUUCUCCACCUGGCAGUGGACGCUCCACCCCACGACGAAUGCCGCAUAGUCCUGCUCGAGAAGUGGACAGACUAGGCAUCAUGACACUAUCUCCAGUUUCUAGAGAAGAAGUUAGAGAUGACAAGACUACAAUAAAAUGUGAGACCUCACCACCCUCUUCACCUCGAUCGCUGCAUUUGGAUAGAGCCUAUAAGGGAGCCUUGCAUACAGUGAGCCAUGAAGAUAUAAGAGAUAUAAGAAAUUCCACAGGUUCUCAAGAUGGACAAGUAAGCAAUCCCAGCAGCAGUAAUAGUAGCCAAGAUUCCCUUCACAAAGCCCCUAAAAAGAAAGGAAUCAAGUCCUCAAUUGGGCGUCUAUUUGGCAAGAAAGAAAAGGGUCGACCUGGACAGAUCAGCAAAGAGAGCUUGGGACAAGUUAGUGUAAUGGAAACAGACGGUUCAACUCAGGAUGGCUUGGGACUUGGAAAAUUGGGAGGACAAGCAGAAAAAAAUAGAAAACUACAAAAAAAGCAUGAAUUGCUUGAGGAAGCCCGGAGGCAAGGUCUGCCUUUUGCUCAAUGGGAUGGACCAACGGUGGUUGUCUGGUUGGAGUUAUGGGUUGGGAUGCCAGCCUGGUAUGUAGCUGCUUGCCGUGCAAAUGUGAAAAGUGGUGCUAUAAUGUCAGCUUUAUCUGAUACCGAAAUACAGCGUGAAAUUGGAAUCAGUAAUCCUUUACAUAGGUUAAAGCUGAGACUUGCCAUUCAAGAGAUUAUGUCACUAACAAGUCCGUCUGCUCCUCCUACAUCAAGAACGCCACUUCGCACUGUUGGCUCAUAUUCAGCUUGUGAUCAACGACAAUUCCAAGAUCCUUCUUGCAUGUCGUAUUGCUGAGCCAAGCAUCCCCCAUCUUAUAACUGCAUUUGGUUUCUUUUUCCUAAGUGUAGAACUUUGCAUUUAUCCCUGUUGAAUUUCAUUCUGUUGUUUUCAGCCCAAUGCUCCAGCCUAUCAAGGUCCCUUUGAAUUUUGUUUCUGUCUUCCACGGUAUUAGCUGUGCCCCCCAAUUUUGUAUCAUCUGCAAAUUUGAUAAGCAUGCUCUGUACCUCCUCACCCAAGUUGUUAAUAAAAAUGUUGAAGAGCACUGGUCCCAGGACCGAGCCCUGUGGUACCCCACUCGUUACUUCCACCCAGUUUGAGAAGGAACCAUUGAUAAGCACUCUUCGAGUAGGAAUCUGGAGCUAUCUGUGGAUCCACCUGAUAGUUGUUCCAUCCAGGCCACAUUUAGCUUGCUUGCUAAUCAGAAUAUCAUGGGGCACUUUGUCAAAAGCUUUGCUGAAGUUGAGAUAUAUUACAUCCACAGCAUUCCCGCAGUCUACAAGGGAGGGUACCUGAUCAAAAAAAUGAGAUAAGAUUAGUUUGGCAGGAUUUUUUCUUCAUAAAUCCAUGUUGGCUCCUAAUAAUCACUGCAUGGUUUUCAAGGUGCUUACAGAUUGACUGCUUUAUAAUCUGCUGCAGAAUUUUUCCAGGGAUUGAUGUUAGGCUGACUGGUCUGUGGUACCCUGGUUCCUCCUUUUUGCCCUUUUUGAAGAUAGGGAGAACAUUAGCUCUCCUCUGGUCAUCCGGCACUUCACCAGUCCUCCAUGAUUUUGCAAAGAUAAUAACGGUUCUGAAAGUUCUUCGGCCAUUUCCUUCAAUACUCUAAGAUGCACUUUAUCGGGCCCUGCCGAUUUGAACUCGUUCAAAGUGAUUAGGUAUUCCUUGACCGUUUGUAUGUCAAUCUCAAGCGCCAAUCCUGCCCCUUCUACUUCUUGUUUCCCGGGAGGGUCAUAGACUCUUUUCUGGGAGAAGACUGAGCCAAAGUAGAAAUUGAGCAUUUCUGCCUUUUCUUUGUCAUCUGUUAUCAUUUUGCCAUCCUCAUUGAGUAGCUGUGUCACCAUUUCUUUUCUCAUCUCUGAGUUUUUUAUGAAGCCACAUUAGCUUCUUCUGCUGUUUCCCCCCCUUUUUUGCUUGUUGGAAUUGCUUGCCAUUGCACUUUUAGAAUUUCCUUUUUUAGAAACUCCCAUCCAUCUUGCACUCCUUUUCUCAUUGGGUUGCUUGCCAUGGAACCGUACUUACAAUUGUUCUGAGUUUAUUAAAAUCAGCUUUCCUGAAGUCCAGGGUGCGCGUAUGGCUACUUUCAGCUUUUGCUUCUGUUAAAAUGAAGAAUUCAAGUACGGUGUGGUCACUUUCCUCCAGAGUUCCUGUAACUGCCACUUCAUCCACCAAAUCAUCUCUAUUGGUUAGAAUCAAGUCCAGGAUAGCUGAUCCUCUGGUUGCUUCCUCCACUUUCUGUAGGAGAAAGUUGUCACCAACACAAAUCAGAAAUUUCUUGGAGGGGCUGUGUUUGGCAGAAUUUGUCUCCCAACAGAUAUCGGGAUAAUUGAAAUCCCCAUUUCUACUAUAUCAUGUCUCCUCAAAACAUUGGCAAUUUGCUUUUCAAAAGUUACAUUCUUGUCUUCUCCUUGAUUGGGUGGUCGGUAGUAGACUUCAAGCACCACAUUCUUUUUAUUACUUGCCGCAUUAAUUUUAAUCCAGAUACUCUCGGUGAAGCUACCAAGCUCAUCUUCCUGUAUUUCUGUGCAAGAAUAUAUUUUUUUUAACAUAUAGUGCACUCCACCUUCCUUUUUAUUCCUUCUGUUCUUUUUUGAACAAAUUAUAUCCUUCAGUUGCUGUAUUCCAGUCAUGGGAAUCAUCCCACCAAGUUUCAGUUAUACCUAUCAAGUCGUAAUUACCCUCUUGAACGAAGAGUUCAAGUUUGUCCUACUUGUUUCCCAUGCUCUGCGCAUUAGUAUACAGACAUCGAAGACCAUGUGAUUUGUGGCUUGGCUUCCUUACUACAUUUUUCUGAGGACUGUUACUGGGCCCUAUUAGAGCCGAUCUCUCUGUUCCCAUUACUGUGCACAAGCCUUCAUCAGUCGUUACCACCAACUUUACGUCUCCCUCCCCCUUAGGAUUCAGUUUAAAGCCCUCCUGAUGAUCUUCUCCAUGCUGUGGCCACCAAACACAUUCAUCCCAGUCCUUGUGAGAUGCAAUCCAUCACUUGCCAGCAGUCCAUCUUCCAGGAAGCAUAGCCCGUGGUCCCAGAAUCCAAAUCUCUCACGUCGGCACCACCUUCGUAGCCAUUCAUUCACACAGAGUAUUUUUCUUUCCCUUUCUACUCCUCUUCUAAGUACAGUAGGGCCCCUCUUUACAGCGAUUCGCUUUGCAGUGAUUCGCUAAUACAGCAGUCUCAAUUAGACGCAAUUAGACUAAAGCCCCACUCAUACGGGGCUUGUUCCGCUUUUACGGCAGUUUUCGGGCAUUGCGCGCCAUUCUAUUCAAUGCGUUCUGCUUUACAGCAGUUUUCGCUUUAUAGCGGGGGUCCGGAACGUAACCCGCCAUAUGAGUGGGGCCCUACUGUACUGGAAGGAUGGAUGAAAAAACUAUCUGGGCCCCAAAGUCCUUGAGUUUCCUUCCCAGAGCUUCAAAGUCUGAUGUAAUUUCUUCAUAGCUUGAUUUGGCAGUAUCAUUUGUUCCCACAUGAAUGAGGAGAAAGGGAUACCUGUUGCUGGGCUUGAUGAGUGAUGGCAACCCUUCCAUCACAUCUCUAAUCCGUCUUCCUGGUAGACAGUAUACCUGGCGAGUCCAUGGAUCUUUUCGGCAUACUUGGGUUUCGAUUCCACACAGUAGGGAGUCUCCCACUAUUAGUACUUUUCUCUUUUUGUUGUGGGGCGUGUUUUCAUUGCCCCUGCUUGAUUGAGCUUCAGCCUCUUGCUCGUUGUCACACAGGGUCUCCUGUAAUUCUUCCACCACAGGCUGUUCUCUAGUCUCAUCCUCGAGUGGUUGAAAGUGGUUCCAUAGUUCCACUGGUGAAGGGUGUCUUCUAGCUCUUCUGCUCCUACCUGACACCCUUUCCCAAGGAGUUUCCUCUACAUCGUUGUUCCUUUCCAAAGCAGUCUCCUCUUCUGCUACUACAUGCUGUUGUUCUUCCACCUCCACUUCUCUUUGCUGCUGUUGUUCCAGCGUUCUGUCUAAGAACUCCUCAUCUUCCCUUAUAGUCCUCAGUGUGGCCACCUGCCGUUCCAGGCCUCUCACUUUUUCUUCCAACAAUGCCACAAGUUGCACUUGUUGCACGUGUACACUAUGUUGUUCUCAGGCAAGAAAACAAACAUGUCACACACCUUGCAGGUCACAACCACUGGAGUAUUCUUCCCGUUCAUACUCUCUUCUACCUUUUGUAUCUUUCCAACUACUUGUUUUGGAGUGGCCUAUGCUUUGUCCUGUCCUACUUCAGGGUAAACUUGAGAGUCCCACUGGUAUGUGGUGCACUGUACAAGGAGAAUUAGUAAUUUAUUUAUUUUUAGGGACCUCCCCCUUGACCUCCCCUGUUGAACUCCUUUGUCAAGCUCCUGUUUACUCUCCCUGUUUGCUCGCUCUCUGAAAGCUGGCUUGCUUAUAUCUCCGCUCCUGUGGACCAGGUGAGACAGCUCCCUCUGCUCUGCUCAGUUAGGAGUCAGGAAGGUUGGAUCUUAGAAGGGAGAGUUGGUUUGAAAGGCAUACCACUAGGUUGGUGAUAAAAUCUCAUCCUUUUGGGAAAAGGCAGUCCUGACUAGACAAUUUUUUGUUGGCUAUUGAGGCCAGAUAAAAUUUAUGAAGACAUAGUAUCAUUCAGAUUUCAGACAUGUUACUUGAAUGUAAUUCCCUUUAAAAAGUAAAGUGGAACUAAAUAAAAUUACUUUUGUACUUGUGUUACAUGCUGGGGGGCAGCACACACUGAAGGCAGGCUACUUUAUGUGGCACAUUUUAAUCACGUUUUAUUCCAAACAUCCAUGGUAUAGAAUGUUAGCCCGUUCAGUGGAGCCUUGAUAAAUGCUACAGUGUGGAUGUGCAUCCAAAUGAAAAUUUGUAUCCACAUUGGCUGCAUAUACACAUCUCCCUUGCUGGACUGGAGAGAGAGUUAUGGUGACUAAGCCUUUUGUGAAUGUUCUGCUGUG